UGCAAGAUAUAUGGUCAUACGAGCGGGGCCAUGUGGGCUGCUAAAAUGGGCCGCCUCGACGAUGUGAGAUGAAGCACACAAGUCUCGGCCCGCAUAACAGAGUCGCGAGUCGCGAGUCCAGACUGGUCGUGGUGAACCAGUGCGGUGCAACUCGGGGAAGCGAGAGAGCAGAAACGGAGAGCUGGAUGGAUGUCGGUAGUUCUUGACGAGGGGGUUCCAUCUGACUCGAGGAACAGGGAGCACCGAAUCACUGAGUUGGUCUCUGCUGGCGGGGCGAGUUGGGGUGCUUUUGUCCGUGUCGCGUUUCCUCUCGAAGGCCGUUUCAAAUUCGUUCUUCACGGAUUACAAGAUUUAAGGUGGGCAAGUGGUUGCGAUGGGGAGAAUUCUUGUGAACUUUGUUUCAUGUGGACUGUGGCAAGAUAUGUGGUGCAGAAGCAGUAGGAAUAUUCAGACAGGCGUCAGUGUGCGUACUGAAGGCUGAAUUAAACGAGCUCCUGAAUCUCAAUGACCCGAGCACGCAAUGUCGCUGUUGCGUCUGGUUUAGUCGCUUUUGUUGCUGCAGGCUUGGCAUUUCCAUUUUACAUGGCGUCAUCUCGAGCGAAUCCCGUGAUUGAUUCAUCAAAGCCUCUCCCACCUCAGGCAACUUUUCGAGGCCCUUACAUAAACACGGGGUCACGUGACAUUGGACCUGACCAUCAGACUCACCCAAAGAAGUGAGCUGUUGUGGCUUGCGUUGGCUUGGUUUCUAAUCUCCAUGUUCAUUUUUUUUACAAUGUAGCAAACAUUUCAGUUGAAGACCCCUCUCGAAGUAGCACCGCAUGCUAGCCAAAUUCCCUAGGUUUGGAAAAAAUAUUUGAUUUGCAUCUUUUUGACAAAA
Molecule: messenger RNA, 877 nt
Organism: Rhodamnia argentea
Lineage: Eukaryota; Viridiplantae; Streptophyta; Magnoliopsida; Myrtales; Myrtaceae
Exons: 5
Coding region: 505-717 (70 amino acids)
Source: RefSeq, a predicted model, not a curated record